AAUGUGGGAACUCGACACAUUUGCACCUGGGGUGUUUCGAGACAACCAUGCAUCGUGCAGUACUGUUGCUACUUUGUGCUUGUUGCACUGCUGUUUCAGCGAAGCCAAACAUAAUUUUCAUCUUCGCCGAUGAUUACGGGUACCAUGAUGUCGGGUACCACAACUCGGACAUUAAAACACCAGUCCUUGACCAGUUGGCGGCAGCUGGAGUGAAGCUCGAAAACUACUAUGUCCAGCCGAUCUGCACCCCCUCACGGGCACAGUUCAUGUCAGGGAGGUACCAGAUUCAUACUGGUUUACAACAUGGCAUCAUCUGGGAAACCCAGCCCAAUGCUCUGCCGCUAGGUAGCGCCACAAUUGCAGACAAGAUCAAACACGCAGGCUAUUCAACCUAUGCUGUCGGCAAAUGGCAUCUGGGUUUCUACAAGAAUGCAUACAUCCCUAACAACAGGGGAUUUGAUUCAUUCUAUGGCUACCUGUCAGGCAGUGAGAACUACUACACCCACAACCAUUGUGACAACCACGUUGCUAAUACCUCAUAUUGUGGACACGACUUACGUGACAAUACAAAGCCAGUGUUCACCGAGAAUGGUCACUAUUCAACGCAUCUGUUUACGGAGAAGGCAAUUGAUAUCAUCAACAAGCAUGACAAGUCGAAGCCAUUCUUCCUGUACCUGGCGUAUCAAUCUACACACUCCCCCCUCCAGGUACCCAGCCAAUACAUGAAUCAGUACAGCCACAUCAAGGACAUAAGCAGGCGCACCUUUGCGG
Haliotis rubra (blacklip abalone) is the source of this 771-nucleotide messenger RNA. RefSeq names its product arylsulfatase J-like. The transcript has 4 exons. The record is from RefSeq and is a predicted model, not a curated record. The annotation marks the transcript as partial. Lineage: Eukaryota; Metazoa; Mollusca; Gastropoda; Lepetellida; Haliotidae.